This is a messenger RNA of Sphaeroforma arctica JP610, 412 nucleotides long. RefSeq lists its product as hypothetical. Lineage: Eukaryota; Ichthyosporea; Ichthyophonida. The transcript has 5 exons. The record is from RefSeq and is a predicted model, not a curated record. The annotation marks the transcript as partial.
UCGAUUAACCAGUGAACCGAAUAUCCUAUCUUUCGGUGACGGCUUCUUCAACAGUUACCCAAAGAUCAAUCAAAUAGUUGUGACCAAUUUUGAUGGUAAUUUCGUCUUCAACGCUAAUGCCGUCCCUGCGGGUAGCUCAUUAAAUGUCCUAUCUAUUCGUAACUCAGGGUUGACUGAGAUCGAUGUUACGGGACUGCCAACAGCUACAGUAUUUGACUUCUCUGAAAAUGUGCUGAAAAAUUUCGCCCCGAUAUAUGACGGCACCAACGCAAUUCAGGAACUUGCCUUGGAAGGUAAUGUUGUCACAAGAACAGAUUUUGCAGCUGGUAAUGCGGGUGAGGCUGUUAUCGACACCGUCUUGGCUUUCCCAGCAGAUUUGGCUGGUACCGACGCUACACCAGCAAGACUGUAA